Balaenoptera ricei (Rice's whale) is the source of this 5723-nucleotide messenger RNA. RefSeq names its product formin like 2 (gene FMNL2). The transcript has 27 exons. Gene Ontology annotation, molecular function: actin filament binding; small GTPase binding. NCBI's taxonomy places the organism in Eukaryota, Metazoa, Chordata, Mammalia, Artiodactyla, Balaenopteridae. The coding region runs from base 440 to 3682 and encodes 1080 amino acids. Gene Ontology annotation, biological process: cortical actin cytoskeleton organization; regulation of cell shape; cell migration. The record is from RefSeq and is a predicted model, not a curated record. Gene Ontology annotation, cellular component: cytosol.
CUGCGUUUGUCUGCUCGAGGUGCUGGCGGAGCGAGCGUCGUCUUCGCCGGCGUUGAGCUGGAAGUGUCAGCGGCGGCCACGGUCCAGGCGAAAGACUGAGUCGGAGCAACCACGCGCCCGCUGGCCGCUAUUACUGGCAGGGGGAGGCGUGCCAGCGCAGCAACAUGCAGAUAGGCGCCCGGCGCCCUGACGACCCCUCCCGAGGAAAGGAGGCCGGGGCGGCGCUGGGGCGGCGGGGAGCAUGAGGGAGGCCGGGGGGCGGCUUGGCUCGGAGCGCUGCUAGAGAGCGGCGCGCGCUGCACACUCGCCGGGGCGCAGCGGAGGGCGGGGAGCCGGGCAGGUCGCGCCAGCUGGGGGAGCCGGCCGCCGGGAGCUGUUCUGAUUUCCGACGCGGACGCAAGGGGCCCGGAGCAGCCCCCGGCCCCGGUGUGCAGCCAACAUGGGCAACGCCGGGAGCAUGGAUUCGCAGCAGACCGAUUUCAGGGCGCACAACGUGCCUUUGAAGCUGCCGAUGCCCGAGCCAGGUGAACUGGAGGAGCGAUUUGCCAUCGUGCUGAAUGCUAUGAACCUACCCCCUGACAAAGCCAGAUUACUGCGGCAAUAUGACAAUGAGAAGAAGUGGGAACUGAUUUGUGAUCAGGAACGAUUCCAGGUGAAGAACCCUCCCCAUACUUACAUUCAAAAGCUCAAAGGCUAUCUGGAUCCAGCUGUAACCCGGAAGAAAUUCAGACGGCGUGUUCAAGAGUCCACACAAGUGCUAAGAGAACUGGAAAUUUCUUUAAGAACCAACCAUAUUGGAUGGGUCAGAGAGUUUCUGAAUGAAGAAAAUAAAGGUCUUGAUGUUCUAGUAGAAUAUCUGUCAUUUGCGCAAUACGCAGUAACUUUUGACUUUGAAAGUGUGGAAAGCACUGUGGAGAGCUCAGUGGACAAAUCAAAGCCCUGGAGUCGGUCCAUCGAGGACCUGCACAGAGGGAGCAACCUGCCUUCCCCCGUGGGCAACAGUGGAUCCCGCUCGGGAAGACAUCCUGCACUGCGAUAUAAUACUUUGCCAAGCAGAAGAACCCUGAAAAAUUCAAGAUUAGUGAGUAAGAAAGAUGACGUGCAUGUCUGUAUCAUGUGUUUACGUGCCAUCAUGAAUUAUCAGUAUGGUUUCAACAUGGUCAUGUCUCAUCCACAUGCUGUCAACGAGAUUGCACUAAGCUUGAACAACAAGAAUCCAAGAACAAAAGCUCUUGUCUUAGAGCUGUUGGCAGCCGUUUGUCUUGUCAGAGGCGGGCAUGAAAUCAUUUUAUCAGCAUUUGACAACUUUAAGGAGGUUUGUGGAGAAAAACAGCGCUUUGAGAAGUUGAUGGAACAUUUCAGAAAUGAGGACAAUAACAUAGAUUUUAUGGUGGCCUCCAUGCAGUUUAUUAAUAUUGUAGUCCAUUCAGUAGAAGACAUGAAUUUCAGAGUUCACCUCCAAUAUGAAUUUACCAAGUUAGGCCUGGAUGAAUACUUGGAUAAGCUGAAACAUACUGAGAGUGACAAGCUGCAGGUACAGAUUCAGGCUUACCUGGACAAUGUGUUUGAUGUGGGAGCUCUGCUGGAAGACGCGGAAACCAAGAAUGCAGCUUUGGAGAGGGUGGAAGAACUGGAAGAAAACAUCUCUCAUUUGUCGGAAAAACUGCAAGACACAGAGAAUGAAGCCAUGUCCAAGAUCGUGGAACUGGAAAAGCAGCUCAUGCAGAGGAACAAGGAGCUGGAUGUUGUUCGGGAAAUCUACAAAGAUGCAAAUACCCAGGUUCACACAUUAAGGAAAAUGGUCAAAGAGAAAGAAGAAGCCAUUCAAAGACAGUCUACCCUAGAAAAAAAGAUUCAUGAGCUGGAGAAACAAGGGACCAUUAAAAUUCAGAAGAAAGGAGAUGGGGACAUUGCCAUCCUGCCGGUCGUGGCUUCUGGCACAUUGCCCACGGGGUCUGAAGUGGCGGUGGGUGACUUUGUGGGACCAGUGACGGGGGCCGCCGCCUCGGGACCCUUGCCCCCUCCUCCCCCACCCCUGCCUCUAUCGUCAGACGCACCUGAAGCCGCGCGAAAUGGUCCAGCCACGCCGCCUAUGCCCCCUCCUCCCCCUCCCCCUCCCCCGCCUCCCCCUCCGCCCCCGCCUCCCCUCCCUGGUCCUGCAGCUGAGACUGUGCCGGCUCCCCCUUUGCCCCCCCCUCCUCCCUCUGCACCCCCGCUGCCCGGGACGUCUUCACCCACAGUGGUUUUCAACUCAGGAUUAGCAGCUGUGAAAAUUAAGAAGCCAAUCAAGACGAAAUUCAGAAUGCCAGUUUUUAACUGGGUUGCCCUGAAGCCAAAUCAGAUCAAUGGCACAGUCUUCAAUGAAAUUGAUGAUGAGCGAAUUCUGGAGGACUUAAAUGUAGAUGAAUUUGAGGAAAUAUUUAAGACAAAAGCCCAAGGUCCUGCCAUUGAUCUUUCUUCAAGCAAACAGAAGAUAACGCAGAAGGGAUCAAACAAAGUGACAUUACUAGAAGCAAAUAGGGCUAAAAAUCUUGCCAUAACUUUAAGGAAAGCUGGAAAGACCGCGGACGAAAUAUGUAAAGCUAUUCAUGUAUUUGACUUGAAGACGUUGCCUGUAGACUUUGUAGAGUGUUUGAUGAGGUUCUUGCCAACUGAGAAUGAGGUGAAAGUGCUGCGGCUCUAUGAGCGGGAAAGGAAGCCCCUGGAAAACUUGUCAGAUGAAGACCGGUUCAUGAUGCAGUUCAGUAAAAUUGAGCGGCUCAUGCAGAAGAUGACCAUCAUGGCCUUCAUUGGGAACUUUGCCGAAAGCAUUCAGAUGCUGACUCCUCAACUGCAUUCAAUUAUAGCAGCAUCUGUCUCUAUAAAGUCGUCCCAAAAACUCAAGAAAAUUCUGGAGAUCAUCUUGGCCCUCGGAAACUAUAUGAAUAGCAGUAAACGAGGAGCAGUUUAUGGAUUUAAACUUCAGAGUUUAGAUCUGCUCUUAGAUACAAAGUCAACGGACCGAAAGCAAACACUGUUGCACUAUAUAUCCAAUGUCGUAAAAGAAAAAUAUCACCAAGUGUCCCUAUUUUAUAAUGAGCUUCAUUACGUGGAGAAAGCUGCCUCAGUCUCCCUUGAGAAUGUUUUACUGGACGUCAAGGAGCUGCAGAGGGGCAUGGACUUGACCAAGAGGGAGUACACCAUGCAUGACCACAACACGCUGCUGAAGGAGUUCAUCCUCAACAAUGAGGGAAAGCUGAAGAAGCUGCAGGAUGAUGCCAAGAUUGCACAGGACGCCUUCGAUGAUGUGGUGAAGUAUUUUGGAGAAAACCCCAAGACGACACCACCCUCUGUCUUCUUUCCCGUCUUUGUCCGGUUUGUGAAAGCCUAUAAGCAAGCAGAAGAGGAAAACGAGCUGAGGAAAAAGCAGGAACAAGCGCUGAUGGAGAAACUCCUGGAGCAGGAAGCUCUGCUGGAGCAGCAGGACCCAAAGUCUCCUUCCCACAAAUCAAAGAGGCAGCAGCAAGAAUUAAUUGCGGAAUUAAGAAGGCGACAAGUUAAAGAUAAUAGACACGUAUACGAAGGAAAAGACGGUGCCAUUGAAGAUAUUAUCACAGCUUUAAAGAAGAAUAAUAUCACUAAAUUUCCAAAUGUUCACUCGAGGAUCUUAGAAACCAACCAUACAGACGAGCCGAUGCGGUGAGGAGAAGUGUCAGGCGGCGCUUUGAUGAUCAGAACUUGCGUUCUGUUAAUGGUGCCGAAAUAACCAUGUGAACCUGAGACCUGCCUGUAUGAAUAGAGGGUGUGUGUGAAUGAAACUGACCAUGUGAACUUUAUGUGCUAUCAUUUAACUGCAGCCUUGAACAUAGAUGAAAAUAUUCUAAGGGCUCAGAUUUAGCAAACACAUAGGAAUUUAAAAAUAAUGGGCUCUCCUUUCAACCUUUGUUAACAAGUGCCUAAAAGUGGAAGUACCUGCUCAGAUUAAUCAAAGCAAUAGGAUCUGAUUUGAUUAGGUAUCUUUUUACACCAGUGUGUUAUUCAAUUUUUAACCAAAAUGUAAAUUUCAUAUUACAUUCAUUACCUGCCAUUGUGAUUGUCCCAUGAUGGCCCACCCUGGUUUCCUGAUAAGUUGUAAAUAACAUGGAUGCAUCUGCUGUGGGCUUCCUUCGCUGAGAUGUCUUUUAAGGAGUUAAUUUUGUGUUUCAGCCAUACCCAUCAACUUGGUAUUUUUAAGGGCUUACAACGUGGAAGAAGGAAAAAGUCACACGAUAAACUCCUUCUGUCCAUAACCAAGCCCCAGCAAAGUACAAACAUGAUGUAAUUGCAGUGGCACAGAAUCAGUCAACUCUUGUUUCACAUUCUGCUUCUGUCCUGGGGUGCGAUGCCCUAUGAGAGACAUUCAUUGGUAUGAAUGCGACGAUAUGAUGGCACACAGAUGUUGUAUAAGACUUUAUUUGCAGUACUGUGUUCUUCAGCUAGAGGCAGCUUUUAAAAAAUAAUGCAAAUGUUUAUUAAUUAGCACUAAAAUUAACAUCUCAGUAAUCAGUAUUAGGAUUUCUGAGGACCAUUUUGGGUCAAUCCUGAGAAUAGAAAUCAUUGCCUUGCUAGCCAGGGAGAGGUUCACUAGCUCUAUCAACAAGCAUUCAAGAUUACUUCUGCUAGCAUAGUGUUAGAAUCCUGGCCUUAUUAUCCUGACAAUCGCAGGGUAUUUUCCCCCCCACCCCCCCCCCUUCUUUUUGUAGACUGGAGAAGAUAUAUUUGGCAUCAUAUAUCAAAGCUAAAAAUGCUUGCAUUUCCAAGAUUACUUUAUGGGAAAUUGCAAUUAAAUUUCUGAAAUACAUCAGGAUUAAGUUUAAGUGAUAUGAAAUGGGACUAAAUGGCCAACAAAGCCACUGCUAUUUUUCCUUCCUCUCUGGCAGGGCACUUGAUCCAUUCCAAAGUCAAAAACUGGACUGAAGCUAAUUUGUACUUUUCAUAAUAUACAUUCUGCUUCUGGCUUACCUUUUGGUACAUGACAUCAAUAUAUUAAUUGUAAAGUUUAUUGUAUAGUAUUUAACCACUGAAUUUCUUAUUUUGUUGUGCUUAUGUGAACUCUGGUGAAGGUCCCAUUUCCCUUGGAUAAUGUGUAGUUAUAUAUCUCUUUUUAAAUGUACAGAUAUUUUGCUAUAAGAUUGGUGCAGUUUUUUAUGGUUUUUACACUUCUCUUUAAUUCCCACCUAAGCCUCUGGGUAAUAUUGUAAAUAUUGUUUAAAAAUGCAUCAGCCUAUGCUAUACAAUCUGAAUGUUAUUUUAACUUAUAGGUUUUUUUUUUUUUAAUAUAUAUUUAACUACAAGGACAGUUUAGGGAUCAGUUACUACAUUUUCACUUUAGCAUAUUUACAGAAAGGUUACUUUAAACUGCCACCUGCUAGCACAUUUUCAUAAUGUGUACGUUAAAAAAGAACAUGCCAAGAUUUUGUCUGACUCAACGUUCAUUUUGAUGAAAAAAGCAAUUUGACCGUAAGAUAUAACACAAAUUAGGUGGUCCUUCACCACAAAGCAGCUAUUUUCCAGAGUUCAAUACUGAUGAGCAUAUGUUAAAAUAAUUGCCUAUUUAUUAAUCUACAAAUAGACAAUAAUGUUGGCAUGCUCUUUUCUGUUUGUCUGUUAAUGGGCCUGCUUCUUAGCAAUAUUAGAAAUGUUUUAUAAAAGCAGUUCAUGUUACUUUUCUGGUCUUUUCAUGGCAUAUGAGCAAAUAAACUAUU